CUGCAUCAGCUGCUCAGUCCAAACUUGUCUGUACAUGUCCAGAUGGGAGGGAGGAGCUGGUGGUUUCAGUAUGAGGUUAAAGUGGUCUGGACGGAUGGUUUCCGAGCAUCUGGAGGAUCCUACAGAGCUGAUCGCAGGAGUUUGGAGCUGAAAGCAGCAGAUGGACGGAAGUCUGUUGAUCAUCGAGCACGUCUGGGCUCGCAGCAUGACGGACGUGCUGGAAGCUGUUGACCCGUCCCGCUGGACCACCCUGGAUCUCCAGCCUCUGAGUCUGGAGGAGUCCUGGAGGCUGCGGGUGGCCUCCGCCCAGCUGUUCUCCAUCGUGAGGAGCCGGGACAUGCAGAACUUUGAGAGAGCGGUGGGCCUACUAGAAGCUACUCACACCCUUCUACCCGCCUUGGUGGCUGCCAUCAAGCACAUGAAGAUCGUGUUCGGCCUUAAAACUAUGAUUGUUAUGUGGAUGCUGAAGGAAGGAAGAGGAAUGAUUGACACGGUGGCGAAAAUCGGACAGUUGUUCCCAAACAAACUACCUCAGUACCAAGAUCGCUGUAGCAAGCGGGAAAUGUUCCUCAUGAGGAAGAACCACCUGGACUUUAAGAGUCUGGCACAAACGCUGGCAAUAGACAAGGACCGACUUGAAGAUUACAUCAAGAACCAGAUGGAGGAGCAGUACGGGGAGCGUUACGCCCAGAAAGUGGAGGACAGGCUGCUGCACUACCUACAGGAGCUGGAGAGCAUUUUACCAGAAGAAACGAGCAUUGAUCAGCUCCUAAAAAAGCAAAGUCCUUUGACUGAGGAGGAGAAGUUACUUUUGAAGGUAAUUGGCUCGGACUCCACCACCAUCGCUUCAGCUCUGAGGAAACUGCUGCGUUGUGAUGUUGCUAUCUGUCAUGAAACUGGUUGGAAUCUGUCAAAAGACAGCCCUCUCUCUGAUGUUGGAGAACAUCAGCUCCCAGACGAAGAUGGUGGAACGGGAAAGCGGGUGGAGGUAGAGAGCAGUGACCAAAGAGAGGUAGACAGCAGUCAGACAAGCUGUGACUCUGCUCACGGCGCUGCCUCCCCCCCUCAGUUCUGCUCCAGACACCAGCGAUGGGUGAGGAGCAUCCUGCGAGGCUGUCCAGAUGAGUGCUCUGAAGAGUUGCUGCAGCAGGACGUUUCCUCAUCUCCUCUUCUCUUCCAGUCAUCCUCAUCCAUCUCUUCAUCACAGGACCUAACUCCCUCAGAUCUUGUCCCCUGUGCCCCCGAUCAGCCUCCUUCACAGCCCUGCAGCCACCUGCAGACAUCUGAACCAACAAAUCCUGGAGAUAAGCAGAGCUCAGCUUCUCCUGAAACAAAGAGCGAUGCCUCUCAAACAGAACAUCUACCUCAGUCCUUGUCAAGAGGCGCAGCUCGGCCCGCCUCGUUGUUGCCAGUGGUCCAAUUGGUGGAUAUCGCCUCUUCCUGGUGGAGCUCAUCAAACUCUAAAUACUAUCAAGUGUCUCCAAAUUGCUUUAGCAUGUUUAGUAACAAACAAUCAUCCUCCAAAACCAACAGCUCUCUUCAGUGCUGCGACCCAGGAUUCAAAGACUCUGUGUUUGUUCAUCCAGAAAUGCAAAAGGCUCCAGUAUCUCAGGAUAUACCUGCGUCUUCCAGGUGUACCCCAGCGACUCCAAAAGCUUUUUCCAAACCCUCAUGGAUGUUUUGUACGAUGGAUGUUUUGGACAGUUUUGUACCACCAGACACCAGACAUUCACAAAGGAUGAGCCCUUGUCGGUCAGAAACCCUCCCCAAGUCCACUGUUCUCUCGUCCACCUCUGACGUUGUCCCCGGCAGGUCCGAGCCCAGCGACGUCCAGAGAGACCAGCUGUCUCUGCCGAGUGUGGCUGCGAUGCUGCAGUCCAGCUGGCUACAGCCUUAUUUGACUCUUACCAGGCUGAGCACUGAGAAGUGUCUACAAGUGACCGAAGGAAGAGCCGCGGCCACCUGGGAAGAACCUCAGGAAGAAAAUGCAGAUUCUUCCUUUGAUGCGGACGCUCUUUACUGGUUUAUAUCCUCCAGCAGCGACUCAGACGACUCUCUUGACUCUGACCCUAAUUACAAACCUCGCAUCAAGAGGACUUCUCUUGGAGUAUGAAAAUGCGAGGAUACUAAGUCAUGAACGGAACAUUUGAACGAACGGACUGCAUGCACUGCAGAUUUUAGAAAAACAGUGAAUUUUUAAAUCCUGUACCUGUCUUUCUACCAAGAGUGUUUAGUCCAAUUAGAUUUGAUACAGACACGUCAGAUCCCUGUUUUCAGAGAGAUGUUUUAUUAAGUAAAAAUAGACCUUUGUUUUAAACUGACUUUAUCAUUUAUGCAUUUGAUUGUAUUUUAAGCUAUUUAACUUGAGUUUUAUUUAUGUGAGGUAGUAAAGAAGGGCAGCAUGUUGUCCCACUGCUCGUGUGGGUUUUCUCCACUUUCCUCUCAAAGUCCUGAGACAUGCUGAUUCUAAUUAACCAUAAGUGGCGUAAAUAAGUGAUUGAUCUUCAAAACAGACAAACGUUCAUCAAUUUAAUAACUUGUGUGCUUCUGCUUAGAUUACAUGCCAAUACUGGACUUUGCAGCACAGGGCACAGAUGACAACCUGAGUAUUUUUAAAAUAGAAAAAUAACGUGCCUGGCCAAAAAAAACAACAAAAAAAGAAAGAUAAUAAAGGCACCACCUGGACUUAAUUAAGUAAAUAGGUAAAAACCUCCCAUUGGAAAAGGAUUGCAGUGAUUAAUAUGUUUCAGGUGGCAAAUUAGUUAACCCUAACCUGAACUGUACAGCACACUUAGAAAACAUGAAGGGAUACCGGUGGAUCAAUGUCUUUGAGAAAGAAAUCUCCAUUAAAAAACAAAACAGCAAUGUUUGAUAGAUUAGUGAAAGUAAGAAUAUUUCCAUGCACACAAUACAAAGAGAGAGAAGAAACAAAAAGGGGGGGAUUUGUGAGGGAAUGGGUCAUGAGCUCUGUUUCACCCUGUUUUAUGAGUAUUACAAUCUUCAGGCAACCAUGCCACUAAAUUUCACGGAGACUGAGAUGAUGUGGAUGAGGUGGAGGCCAGGAAAACAACAUUAUUUUGUGGUCACACUAGUUGCGUCACUAACAAAAAGAAAGCGAGUGAGUGGCAGCACGUCGUUGCUGCUGUAAACGCCGUGAGUGCCAAAACAUGAUUGCCUGCCAGAAUCUGAUUUCUCCCCUGAAAAUGGGUCUGUUUACCUGCCAAAAAUUGAUUGAAGGCCAAAUACAGUUAAUGAAAGGUUGUUUCUACCUAAAUAUGAUUUGAUCUAAUUCUUAAGCUUCAUAAUAUAAACACUAGAGCUCACAGGAUUGCUUUUAACUCUUUUAAAGAACCAUUACAACACAAAAUAGGCAUUUUCACCUGCCAAAAAUUAAUUGAAGGCCAAAUAUAGUUAAUGAAAAGUUGUUUCUGCCUAAAUAUGACUUGAUCUCAUUCUUGAGCUUCAUAAUCUGGAAAUCUGACGUUUUAGCGCUAUCGCUCAAUGGGCUGUUGUGCGCGCUCCCGCGGACAGAAAUCUGAUUCUGGCAGGCACCAGCAGCACCAGAGCGAUCCAAGCGCAUGACGCAGCUGGAAGUGGCCGACUGACUGACACUGUGCUUCAAACACAGAGGGACACGAUCAGCGCUAUUAUAUUAUAAAUCUGAUAUGUGUGAUGACAUUAAAAGUAUGACAUGAAUCUGGCUUCAUUUCACCACCUCACCGUCUGCGUCGCCAGUUCCCCAUAUCUUCAAAAUGUUCGUGCACUAGGUUCAAGGUUUGCGUAAAAAUACGCACAUUUUCCAGUUACGUUUUUUUUUAAAUCCCAACCUUUGCGUAGAAGGUGGCGAGCGCAUCUUUCAUGCCCUGUUUUGCGCGCACGCAAGCUUUAUAAAUGAGGCCCCAGGUUUCUCUACCAGUGCUUUAUUAGGGGCGAGCACUGACAUUGCGAAGGCCCUAUUGUAUUUGUAGGAAUUUUUCUCGUUCUCGUUUUUUUUUUCUUUCUUCCGACGAAAUGAGGGCCUUUUUGCCCCCCUAAAAGUGCCCCAAAAGUCACCAAAUUUUGCACGCAACCCAGGCCUGGUGAGAAAUUUGAUAUUUAAUGGUUUGCAUUAAUGGGCGUGGCCUAAUGGCUCAACAGCGCCCCCUAGAAAACUCCGUGCCUCAAGCUCCACCAUUUGGUUUGACGUACAUGCACGAAAAUCGGUUCACACCUGUAUCAUGUCAACUUAAAGAAAAGUCUCUUGGCGCCAUGGCCGAAACCGAAUAGGAAGUCUGCUAUUUUGAAUUAAUCGUGUAAUUUUGGCGCAAUUAAUGCCAUUUCUUCGGCCGCUUUUUCGCCCGAACCUAACGUACAUCCAGGUGUGUUAUACAUCAGAAUGUGCGUCUCGAUCCUGCGACAAUGGGCAUUACCUUUCUCAGUCAAAAGCGUUACCGUGGCGAUGAUAGACGCCAAAAAGCGCCCCCCCUUCAUCUGAUUGGUCCAUAUUUGAUAGUUCCUACUUUCUGCCAUAACAUUUGAAUGGUUUGACAUAAAGACUCGUGGGUGGUGUCAUCCACUAAAUGUCCAGGCCUGAAGAAUCUACAUGCAAGUCAUACAAGCGCUUCCACUGCAGCCUGAACCUGCACAAGGGUGCGAGGGUCCCGUUCAUCGCUGCUGCAGCUUUAAUUUUUCUUAUGUUCCAGGAUAACAGUGGCAGCCUUCAUAAGGUUCAUACUUGUAAUAAGUGGUUGAGGGAGACAUCAUUUUCACACAUGAGCUGAUCAUCACAGAGUCCAGACCUCAAAGAUACUGAGAAUCUUUAGGCCUUGCUGGAGAAGACUUUACACACUGGUCCAACAAUCCCACCGUCAUCAGCAUACAGUCUUAUUUUUUUUAAAGCUCUAAUUUAUUUUAUUUAUCCUUUAUUCAAGUUGCAGACAGGAAGGGGGUAGAGAGAGAGAAUGGGGAUGACAUGCAGCAAAGGUGCGCAGGCCGGGAUUUGAACCUGCGACCGCUGCAGGAGGACUGUAGCCUCAGUAUAUGAGCCGCUUGCUUAACCCACUGUGCUACCGCCUACCGAGCAGCUCGUCAGCAUAUAGUCUUGAUGAGGUGGCUCAGGCAUCUGGAGGAGAUUUAAAACGUGGUUUUGUUCCUACAAUUAAACAACUUGUAUUACAGUAGUCUAGAGUAGUGAAUACUAUUAAGAUUAAACAAAAAAAAUGCUAAAUUCUCAUACAUGGUUCUGGAUGACGCAAAUGCUUUAUGGCGAAGGCCAGUGGUCUUCAACCCUGGCCCUGAGGACCCCCUGCCCUGCAUGUUUUAGAUGUUUCCCUGCUUUAUCACAACUCUCUCUCUCAGGUCAUCGGGGUCACGCCUACAUCCUGUACCCAGAGUUAGGACCAACCACGGUGAGGCGGCUUUCAGCUUUCAUGGUCCUCACCUGUGGAACAAACUCCCAGAAUUUAUCAGGACUAGUGAAACUCUGUUUUUUAAAAUCAAGGUUGAAAAUACAUUUCAGUAAUCUCCCACAAUGCACUGCAGCCUUUAUUUCUUGAAUCUCAUUUGUUAAUUCUAUUUAAGGAAUUAUUAUAAAUCCUGUAAUUUAUGUUUUAUUUUAUUAUUAUUAUUUUAUGUAUUAUUAUUAGUUUAAACUUUAAAUCGUUCUUUUUAAUUUCUUUGUAAAGCACUGUGAAUCCCCCUGUUGUUGAAUUGUGCUAUAAAAAUAAACCUGCCUCACCAGACUUGUACAAGUUAAGCUGAUGAUGAUCAUUGGUUAAAUUCAGUUGUGUUGAUGCAAGGCAACAACUGAGACACACAGGACAGGGGGUUCUGAGGACCAAAGUUGAAGACCACUGUUGUAGGCAGCACCCUUACAUCUGCUAGAUUUUGCAGUUUUUUUGUUAUUUAUUUUUUUACAUAUAAAUCAGGCAACAAUUCUAUCUAUGUA
Messenger RNA from Cololabis saira (Pacific saury), 5926 nucleotides. RefSeq lists its product as uncharacterized. Gene Ontology annotation, cellular component: shelterin complex. The transcript is spliced from 7 exons. The record is from RefSeq and is a predicted model, not a curated record. Gene Ontology annotation, molecular function: telomeric repeat DNA binding. NCBI's taxonomy places the organism in Eukaryota, Metazoa, Chordata, Actinopteri, Beloniformes, Belonidae. Gene Ontology annotation, biological process: telomere capping; regulation of telomere maintenance via telomere lengthening. The coding region runs from base 161 to 2113 and encodes 650 amino acids.